GCACCAAGUGUCAGUCAAGGGAUGGCCGGCGCGAGGAGCGGGUGUCGGGACGGCCGUGUGCGGUAACGGUUGUAUUCGCCUAUCAUUAUUAUCACAAAAUUUCAAUCGCGAAGGAAUUACAUCUGUGGUCGAGUGAGGGUGCGGCACCCGUCCACGCCCCGCGAAGUGCCUGCCCUGCGCCGCGCCAAGCAGGGUGAUGACGCACAGAGGAAGAGGUGCGUUUAGCAGGCCCGUUUCGAGUUCCUGCUUGGUAAUGACACGUCCAGGAUACCUCCAUUCAAGACCCUCGGCGCCUCAGUCCCGCCAGCCCAGGCCCACGUGAGGAGCAGCCCCGCGCCGCCACCAUGCACCUCCAGGGAACCUUUUACAUCCUGAAGAAGAGGUGCAAGGUGACCCUGACGGAUGAGUGUAUCAGCUGGGUGCCUGAAGGAAGCCCGGAAUGUUACCGACGGAUACUGAUCUCAGAGGUGGUGGGGACGUGGCUCUGUCCGUGUGGGGCCUCACGCUGCCGCAUCCGCCCACACUCCCCCGCCCACAACCCAAUCCGCCCUGACCCAUCCCUUUCACCACCCACCACCACCACGACUCAUGCCGCCCUCGUGCCGCCCGCCCCCAGCCUCCCGACGUCCCUAGCCAAGCCGGGCGGGUCUGGGCUGACGCUGGAGUACUGUGAGCGAGGGGGCGGCCGCGGGGAGCCCAAGUGGAGGCCCCGAACUGUGGCUCUCAUGCACCCGGCCAGCGAGGUGGUGGUGGCGUGGCAUCAGGCCAUCAGGAGUCUGCUCAAUGGCCUUCGUCAGCGCCCCCGUCGUCUCCUGGUGGUGGUGAACCCGGCGGGCGGCAAGCGACAGGCCUCCAGCAUCUACAAGAGGAAGGUGUUACCGCUCUUCAGACGCGCAGAGGUGGAGGCGAGGGUGGUCAAGACUGAGUACCGGGGCCACGGGCAGGAGAUUGUGGAGAACGAGGUCAACUUAGAGGGCAUGGACGGCGUGGUGGCAGUGGGCGGCGACGGGCUCGUCAACGAGGUGGUGAUGGGCCUGCUGGUGGUGGCGUGCCGCAGGGCCGGCGUCAACCCUCACGACCCCGAGGUGCAGCUGCCCGCCACGCACCUCAGGCUGGGCAUCAUUCCUGGGGGCAGCACGGACGCGCUCUGCCACAGCACCCACGGCACCAGCGACGUGGUCACCGCCGCGCUGCAUAUCAUCAUGGGUGACAGCCGCCAAGUGGACGUGGCCGCCGUGCACCGCGACGGUCGGCUGCAGAACGUGGCCACCACCAUGGUGUCCUACGGCUACUUCGGGGACCUGCUCAGGACGUCCGAGAGGUGGCGGAAGCUGGGGCCGACGCGCUACCUGCUGUCCGGCGUGCUGCAGCUGCUCCGGAACAGGUUUUACGAGGGCCAGCUGAGGGUGCGGAUGCCCGCCGCGGCGCUGUCACAGCCCUACGACGUGAACACCUGCAGCGACCGAUGCAGCGUGUGCACCAAGGCGGCGGCGUGCACGCCCCGCCCCGGGGAGUGGCUGCAGUUCACAGGUCGCUGGAGCAUCGUGACGUCGGCAGUCACGUCCUGCGCGUGCCGCCUCACCCCCCACGGCGUGUCCCCCGCGGCGCACCUCGGGGACGGCUGCGCGGACCUCAUCCUGGUGGCCGGCAGGUCGCGGCGGCACACUCUCAGUUACCUCUUCCGCACCGCCUUCACGGGCAACGCGCUCAGCCUGCAGCACGUCACCUUCCACCGCGCCCAGGAGGUGGUGUUCACGCCCAAGGACAGCGCCCCCCAGUCUUCCUGGAACUGUGACGGCGAGAUGCUCACCGAACCCAGACUCAAGCUGAGGGUGCACUCCCAGCGUGUGGGGCUGUUCUGCAGAGGGGUGGAGACGCCCCCAGAGGACCCCAGCAAGACCCCGGCGUCCGCCAAGGGCGCCGCCGUGUAGCACCGCUCCCUGGCCCAGUGCUGGCCUCCGCGGUGGUGGCCGCCGGCAGGACUGGCCGCCAAGCUCAGUGUGGACCGGUGUCGUCCACGUUGGACCAUCCUAUAUCGAACCACGUACAUUCCACUUUAUAUAUUUGUCUAUACAAAUAGGUAGACAGAUGGUUACAUAGGGAUACGCUGUGUGAAUACAGCAAAUACAUAUAUAUUUUUUUGUUGCGUUGGGCGUGACGCGUGCUCGGGUGGCCGGUAACCCAACAUUCCCGGUGAGUGGUAGCCUGUCGCUGCUCACAGCCAAGUGUAAGCUGAUAGAGUGCAAUGGUCAGGCCGGUCUCGGGGCACUCAGGCAAGGCAGCUGCGUCGGGCCCCGCGUCAAGGUUGUCAGGGGGCCUCACACGUCUUAACUGUUGCAAGCAUGUCGAAUGAGCUCAAUGUUGCUGCCUUGAGCCCACCACUUGGAUGGACUGGCCCAGAUCCUGCUGUUACAUCGGACCUGCUCUCUCCAUCCCGCCCGCCCGCCUGCCCAACCGUCACGCGGCACAGAUGACUAUAUAAGCUGUUAUUUAUAUGUGUAUCGGCUUCAUGAAUGUGAUAUCUACGAGUACGUAUAGAAUAUAUUUUCAUUAUAUUCAGAUAAUGGGAAUCGACGAUGACAGGACCGCGCUACUCUCGGAUUAACACUCGUAUUAUCAAACGUUUCUGGCUCUUCUUACGAACGUUUUUCAAGGCCAGAAAGAAGCUACGUCGGGUUGUCACGAGUGUUUUACCCGUUCACGGCGCGGAAGCCUUGCAAAACUACCGCCAGGCCUAGGAAACCACCCAUGGGAUCCCCUACAGCUUCUGAGAGAGCCUUCUGAAAUAUAGUUGGAUUAAGAUUUCGUCAAGUUUGAUAAUAUGGACUGAUAUAAGGCUCCUUGACCUUGACCCCCACUACCCACCGUCAAACAAAUCUCUGGAGAAAUACCUACGAUUUCCAUGAGGUUAAGUUACCGGUUCGGGCGUGUUAAGCUGUGGAUGCGGUCCUGUUAUCUAGACUGUCCUCUGUAAACAUACACACACACACACACACACACCUGACAACACCUGGUAGUGUCUGGACCAAGGAAGAACCCGGCGGGACACACACACAUACACACACUCACACACUCAUUUGACGCUACACACUCUGCUGCACGCUGUUCUUCCCUUUGUACGGUACCUCCGAUGACGGAAACCUUGGCUUGCUGUAAGGGGCAGAAAAUGGCACUAAGCACACACUUCUUCAUCAACACUUCACUGUAAAGCCUCUUCCUCCUCGUAUCACGGUACCUCCAAUGACGUAAAAGUCGCAGAAAGUGACACUGUAAUCAUUAGUUACUUAACCCACCCACCACCGACACGUUUGAAAUAAAUGAAUAUGGAAAAUGC
Molecule: messenger RNA, 3334 nt
Organism: Eriocheir sinensis (Chinese mitten crab)
Lineage: Eukaryota; Metazoa; Arthropoda; Malacostraca; Decapoda; Varunidae
Product: ceramide kinase-like
Exons: 9
Coding region: 345-1931 (528 amino acids)
Molecular function (GO): kinase activity
Source: RefSeq, a predicted model, not a curated record